UGAAAUGGGAAAUGCGCUAUUAUCAAGCACGAUUAUUAACAUAAAUAAUUGAGUUCCAUUUUUUUUUUUGCACUGUGAACAUAACUAUAAAAGUAUAAACGAUUGCUGUUUAGUUUUGCAAUUCUAAUGUUCACACUUUAUCAAUCAUUUAGUAGAGUCUAUAAGUAAAGGGUCUUGCAAGGAAAUUAGUUAUUCCCCUUUAAUAUGCUUGACAGUGGGCAAGACAUGGAUUAUCAGUUUUAUAAUUUUCAACUUCUAAUGUGAGGUGUGAGUUACAUUCAUGAACUAGUUGCUACAAGAGCUACCUUGACUUGGAUAAAAUAUGGAGCUGAAACCAUCUAUUCCAAUUUUGUUAGUUAUAUGUGUCUCAGGGAUUGUAACUUCUGUUAACGGAUCUUCAUGUAGAUAUGAAGUGGAAGUGGGACAACCACAUUGCUCAGCAGUGGGCUAUGCUUAUUGUCAAAACUCGGCAUGUUCAGGCAGUCGGCCAUACAAACCACCAAAAACAAGUUUUCAAAGUAGAGAAGGAGUUAACAUUGCCACUAAGUGUGCUCCUCCCGUCAACUGCAACGUCAACUCCAGGUAUCGGACAAUAGAUGGCUCGUGCAACAAUAAGGAGCAGAGAGCAGCUUUCGGUCAGGCCAAUACCGCAUUAAUAAGGCUCUUACCAGCUGAUUAUAAUGAUGGUGAAAGAGAGCCUCGCAAAAUGAGCGAUGGACGACCACUCCCCUCUGCACGAUUGCUGAGAACUCUUUUGUUUCCAGUUGACAACUGUCCAUCGCAUAUCAACACAGAAAUACUAGUAUUUUGGGGACAAGCAAUUGCGCAUGACACAUCACAUAUUGAUUUCAUAGGUCCUAUUGAUGCUCUGCAAGACGCCAAUUGCUGUUUGGAUGGAAAAGGCCAGGGACUGAAUGGUGCUACCGUGGGGAAAUCACCACCAAAAAUGCCACCUUUCUGCCUGAACAUAGAUGUGCCUCACAAUGACGCAUUCUAUUCACAAUACAAUGUCACCUGCAUCGGAAUGCUCGCUGCUAGAACCACCAACACAUUGGGAUGUCCUAUCAAGCCAUUGCAACCGGUUUCAUCAGUGACACACUUUUUAGACUGUUCGUUCAUUUAUGGCUCUGAUAAUGAUUUGGCCAAACAGCUGCGAUCCUUCACAGGAGGCAAACUGAAAACUACGACAGCGGCCGACCAAUCCUUUCCACCGAAACUUGAUGAUGGCAGAGAUUCAUGUAACGUACCUUCUGCUUCAGAUAUUUGCUAUUUGGCAGGAGACAACAGAGUUAAUCAGAACCCAGGCAUUGCAAUAUUGACAAUACUUUUCCUCAGAGAGCACAACAGACUAUGUGAGAGCUUAGCAAAGAUCAAUCCAUAUUGGGAUGACGAGACUUUGUACCAAGAAGCUAGGCGAAUACUUAUAGCCGAGUUCCAUCAUAUUACUUAUACAGACUUCAUUUCAGCGCUCUUAGGUGCAGAAUAUGUGAAAGACGUAGGAUUAUAUCCCAAACAUGGAUUCCAAGAAACGUAUGACCCAACUGUCAAUCCUAACACUUAUGUUGAAAUGUCUGGAGGCGCCUACAGAGCGCUUCACGCAAUGAUAAGGAAUGACAUUCUAUCUUCAUCACAAGAAGGAUGCCCAUUUAGGAAAAUCAAGCUGGCCAAUGCUUUCAACAAUCCACAAUUUUUACAAGGAAAACAGUUUUCGAAUUAUGUGUAUGGAUUAGAAUUCCUAUCUGCAAAAGAAAUGGACAUGCGAUACCCAAAAUCUAUGGCGGAUGAAUUUGAAAGGUCGAAUGGCACAGAAUAUGGAACCGAUGUAACUUCGAUUGACAUCCAACGUGGAAGACAACUGGGCAUUCCGCCUUACGUCAAGAUGCGUGAAGCUUGUGGAUUUCCUAAAAUAAAUAGCUUUUAUGAUUUGAUAGGUAUUAUGAAACCUGAGGACAUUGAGAAACUGAAAACUGUUUAUACGGACGCGAAAGACAUUGAUUACAUUGUUGGUGGUAAUCUAGAAAUAAGAAUGCCAGGAAGUCUAGUUGGUCCGACGUUCCAGUGCGUCAUGUUCACACAGUUCUUCAACUGGAGAUGGGGUGAUCGAUAUUUUUACAAUCUGAAGAAUCAGGACGGUUCCUUUGAAAAGGAUCAACUAUAUCAAAUUCAAAAAGCUUCAUUGGCAAGACUCAUUUGUGAUAAUAUCAAAGGGACAUACAGAGUUUUAAGAGAUCCUUUCUACAGGUUUUCAAAAAGAAACCCUCUUAUAAAUUGCAGAGAUGUACCAAAAGUUGAUUUGAACUACUGGAGAGCCAGAUAUUAUUAACUUCCACUGAUUGGAUGACUGCCAAGGAAAAAAAAUUAAUUUAAUUUUCGACAUAAUUUGAAAAUAAUGACUAAUAAUUUUUAUGUUAUUGAUGAAAUAAAUUAUAGCAUAGGAAUUAUUACUUUGUAAGGAAGUGCAUGCCAAUAUUUACUGUGGGCUUUUAUACUGUAUGGCUGUAUAUCAAACUAAUUUUGACAAUUUUGUUUUACUCUAUUAAAUACUGAUCAUCUCAA
Nilaparvata lugens (brown planthopper) is the source of this 2556-nucleotide messenger RNA. RefSeq names its product peroxidase. The transcript is spliced from 13 exons. NCBI's taxonomy places the organism in Eukaryota, Metazoa, Arthropoda, Insecta, Hemiptera, Delphacidae. The coding region runs from base 323 to 2323 and encodes 666 amino acids. Gene Ontology annotation, biological process: response to oxidative stress. Gene Ontology annotation, molecular function: heme binding; peroxidase activity. The record is from RefSeq and is a predicted model, not a curated record.